Mustela erminea (ermine) is the source of this 2199-nucleotide messenger RNA. It is a transcript of the gene TRMT1, whose product is annotated as tRNA methyltransferase 1. The transcript has 17 exons. NCBI's taxonomy places the organism in Eukaryota, Metazoa, Chordata, Mammalia, Carnivora, Mustelidae. Gene Ontology annotation, molecular function: RNA binding; metal ion binding. Gene Ontology annotation, cellular component: nucleus. Gene Ontology annotation, biological process: tRNA N2-guanine methylation. The coding region runs from base 118 to 2166 and encodes 682 amino acids. The record is from RefSeq and is a predicted model, not a curated record.
UGCCCUCCCACUGUGCCAACAUGGCGACGCCCAGGUCCUAAUCCGGGAAACGUGCACCCGGACUAAUUCGGUCCUCUGGACCUCGAGAGAGGGCUUGGCGGGCAGAGGCUUCCGCGGAUGUCCCGUGCGAGAAUCGUUCUGUGGCUAAGAUUGACUCUUCGCCCCGCCUGCAAUCUCUAUAGAGCCCGGUUUAUGGAGGAACAGACGCAAGGGCUACGGAAUCCGGGCGAAAUGGAGAACGGGACCGAGCCCUGCGGAGAAGAGUGCGCAUCCGAGGCUCAGGAGACCACGGUCACCGAGGGGGCCGCCAAGAUAGCCUUCCCCAGCGCCAACGAAGUCUUCUACAACCCAGUGCAGGAGUUUAACCGGGACCUGACAUGUGCUGUGAUCACCGAGUUCGCUCGCGUUCAGCUUGCGGCCAAAGGAAUCCAGAGGGGAGCUUUCUCAGGGAGAGCUUCACUAUCCCCUGACUUGUGCUUCUGGGUGGCUGCAGUCAAGGUGCCAGGUGAGAAGGACGUGCAAAAGGUGGUCGUGGACUUGUCAGAGCAAGAGGAGGAAAACGCUGAACUGAAAGAGGGUGCAAACCUGGCCCCAGGAGACCAACCUCGAACAGCUGCCGUGGGGGAGAUCUGUGAGGAAGGCCUUCGAGUGCUGGAGGGUCUGGCAGCCUCGGGCCUCCGUUCCAUUCGUUUUGCACGAGAGGUGCCUGGGCUCCAGUCUGUGGUUGCCAACGAUGCCUCUGCCCGAGCCGUGGAUCUCAUACGCCGCAACGUGCAGCUCAACGGUGUGGCCCACCUGGUGCAUCCCAGGCAGGCAGACGCCCGGAUGCUGAUGUACCAGCACCAGAAGGCAUCAGAGCGGUUUGAUGUCAUCGACCUGGACCCCUACGGCAGCCCUGCCCCCUUCUUGGAUGCUGCCGUGCAGGCCGUGAGUGAAGGAGGGCUGCUGUGCGUGACGUGCACGGACAUGGCAGUGCUGGCGGGCAACAGCGGGGAGACGUGCUACAGCAAGUAUGGGGCCAUGGCCCUCAAGAGUCGCGCCUGCCACGAGAUGGCCCUGAGGAUCGUCCUGCACAGCUUGGACCUCCGAGCCAACUGCUACCAACGCUUCGUGGUGCCGCUGCUCAGUGUCAGUGCUGACUUCUAUGUGCGUGUUUUUGUCCGUGUCUUCACUGGCCAGGCCAAGGUCAAAGCCUCAGCCAGCAAGCAGGCACUCGUGUUCCAGUGCGUGGGCUGCGGGACCUUCCACCUUCAGCGCCUUGGCAAAGCGUCAGGAGCCUCUGGGGGCCGGGUCAAGUUCUCUGCAGCCUGCGGUCCCCCUGUUGCCCCCGAGUGUGAGCACUGUGGGCAGCGACACCAGCUUGGCGGUCCCCUGUGGGCAGAGCCCAUCCAUGACCUGGACUUCGUGGGGCGUGUCCUAGAGGCUGUGAGCACCAACCCCGGCCGCUUCCACACCACAGAGCGGAUCCGAGGGGUCCUGAGCGUCAUCACUGAGGAGCUCCCGGAUGUGCCUCUCUACUACACGCUGGACCAGCUGAGCAGUACCAUCCGCUGUAGCACGCCCAGCCUCCUGCAGCUGCGGUCGGCCCUUCUCCACGCUGGCUUCCGGGUCUCCCUCUCGCAUGCCUGUAAGAACGCCGUGAAGACAGAUGCCCCCUCUUCCGCCCUCUGGGACAUCAUGCGCUGCUGGGAAAAGGAGUGUCCGGUGAAACGGGAGCGCCUGUCCGAGACCAGCCCGGCCUUCCGCAUUCUCAGUGUGGAGCCCAGGCUGCAGGCCAACUUCACCAUCCGGGAGGAUGCCAACCCCAGCUCCCGCCAGAGAGGACUCAAGCGCUUCCAGGCUAAUCCUGAGGCCAACUGGGGCCCCCGGCCCCGCGCCCGGCCGGGGGGCAAGGCAGCUGGUGGAGCUAUGGAGGAGAGACGCAGGCUGCACCAGAAUAAGAGAAAGGAGCCAGCAGAGGACCCAGUCCAGCGGGCUGCCCGGCUCAAGACAUUUCCCUGUAAAAGAUUCAAGGAGGGCACCUGUCAACACGGGGACCAGUGCUGCUAUUCCCACAGCUCCCCAGCACCCGAGGACACUGCUGACGAGGACCCCGGUGACCGUCCAGAGACUCCUUACCAGAACCCGCCUGGGCCUGGCAUGGCCACUGGUCCAGGAGUAGACUGAGCCAAUAAAGAGACGUCAUCCCUUUGACUGUCA